Messenger RNA from Oxyura jamaicensis (ruddy duck), 2189 nucleotides. It is a transcript of the gene CIMAP3, whose product is annotated as primary cilia formation. The transcript is spliced from 6 exons. Bases 24 to 620 code for a protein of 198 amino acids. Gene Ontology annotation, cellular component: ciliary basal body. The record is from RefSeq and is a predicted model, not a curated record. Lineage: Eukaryota; Metazoa; Chordata; Aves; Anseriformes; Anatidae. Gene Ontology annotation, molecular function: cytoskeletal protein binding. Gene Ontology annotation, biological process: regulation of cell projection organization.
UCCUGACCAGCCUGAUUGGAGGCAUGGAUGCACAGAGGGAGCCCGGAGAUGCGCAGAAGAGAAUCUCAUUUGGAUCCUGUCAAGAGCGGAAAACAUUCCCUCUCCACCAUGCCCCAGACAGGCUGGGGAUCCAGCUAGGAGACAUCAAGGGAAACCCCUUCCUUGGGCCAGGCUGUUACCAGAGUCAAGAGGCAAGCAGCCUCAGAUACUCGUGGGGAAAAAAAACACUGAGCACAAAAGGCUAUGUGAUAGGAGCAAGAACAGCCCAGCGAUUCAUAUCAGAGCCACAGACUGUGACUCCCGGCCCCGGAACGUACCAGUCAUUCUGGAAUAAAGACAGAAAAUGCCAGCCUGCCCAUGCUCCAUUUUCCACUAAGACAUCACGAUUUCCAGAUAAGCCUUCAGAUAAAGAACUUUUCCCCGGACCCGGAACUUAUGACACAGACAAGCAGUUACACAAGAAGAUCACUUGGCCGAUGAGGUUUGGGUCUCCAGACUGGUCUUUAGUGCCAAUGCCAGCAAAGAGGAUGCUAAAAACAGAGGUACAGAAGCUGAUGGCGGACAGAGAAUUCAUCAAGCAUCGGAACCGCGUGGCAUACCUGAGUUUGUAUGAGAGCUGAGCCGAGGAGCAGCCACGUUACAUCCAGCAGCGCCCUCAGCCCGCUCUGAGCUCCCAACCUGCUCGUGGAGAUGUUCACCUGCUCUACCCUGCCUCCGCAAUAAAACCUGCUCAAAAAGAGGCAUUUCUUGUUGCUAAUUGUGCUUACUUUGUGCGGUGCCUGGUCUCUCCUGCCCCUGAGGGUGUUUGGUACCGUUGGUGCUGGUGCUCAGCAUCCCUCGGCCCUGCCUCCCUCCGCCCUUGGCCCAGGCAGCAGCCAUCUUCUGCAGGUCGCAAUGUAAACACCCCAUGGAGCCACCUGCCCUAACAUGGCCUCCCCUGCCACAAGGGGCUUUUACCCCCAAACCCAGCCCUUACUGGCACCAGAGAGGAACAAAAUUAACUUCUCUCAGCUGCCACCUGCCUUCCCCAGCCUCCUCGCCACCAUCUCCUCCUCUCCAGGCUGCGCAGAGGGGUUUCCCACCUGCGGAUCUCCCUCUGGCUGAACAAAGCUCCACAGCCUGAAGAGAGCUGAGAAACGUGGGGUCGUAUGUGGUACAGCCACCACAGCAACUGUAUUAAACUAGCAGACAGUAAACAUCCUGGGUACAGAGUGCUGUGCUGAGAACAGCCAGACCAGGUGGCCUGUGAGAGGUACUUGUGCGUGACCAGCAUCAUCCCUACGGACGUAAGAAGUUGUUCUCGAGCAACCAACAUGCUGCUAGUUAAGAAUCUGUCCACAAAAAUAAAUUUAGUCUGAAACAGGAAGGUCCUGGUGUUUAUCCUCAGGUGUCUUGGUAAUGUACAACUCUGACUGAAGGAUUUCUAUAAAUAUUUGCAACCUACCUUCACACACGUGCUGAUCAGACUUGAUUCAAUCUCAGGGGAAAACUGAGAACUCACAAUAUUUGUACUCGAUAUAACUACCAAUCACAAUGCAGGCUUUCGAAUUUUCUGGGUCUGUUUAGCUGUGCCUGCAGCAAUUUCACCUGUAGUCCAAUUUUGACUGUAAAAACAAAACCUUUUCUUCCAAUUUCCCACUUUCGGUCUUCAAGUGCUCUUGCAUACGCAGUGCAACAGCUGCUCAAGGCCUUUCUUCUUGAUACACGUUGGCCCCUUCCCUCACAACCACAAGAGGAUGCUUUGUAGUUGCAGCUGGCAAAAUGGGAUGUUGUUGUUGAUUCUCAAUUGCCCCUUUUGGUGCAAUCUCUCGAAGGUGGGGUUGCGACUCACUGGAAAUUGUACUGUCCUAAGACCUGUAUUUUAUGUCUCCGUUUCCAGCUCCACUAUUGUAUUCAUGGCUGAUACUGCAUACUUCACCUCUAUUUCACUUUAUUUUAUAAUCAAGGGAAAAAUACAUGUGUAAGAGACAGAUGUAAAAGCAACUAAAAAGCACCUGUGAUUUUGUGGUCUUUUUCAACCAUGUUCCACCUGCAGCUGGGGAAACCUUCUUAUAAAACUUGCAAAACUGAUGCUAUUUCAAAAGGUACCUUGUCCUCACUGAACAUAUUUGUAAUGAACCAGAGUUUUUGUUGGAAAAUUCCCAAACUUCUCAGUAAUCAAGUGUUAUUGUAGCAAAAGGAAGAGAUAC